CUCUCCCUUUCCUUUCUCUUUCCUCUUGGGUCCCCCUCUCUUCCAUAAAAGCCCAGUCUUUGGGUCCUCUCGAUUUCAAGCUCACUCCCACUCACUUCACAUGGCUGAGCUGUUGGACGAUGCCGAGUUCUGGCUGCCGUCCGAGUUUUUGACCGACGACGGUGGGAUUAUGAAGAAAGCGAGUCUCAAGAACGGAAACGGUGGAAAUAACGGUACUGAGUCUUUGCUGUUCGGUCAUGGUUUCACUACUGAGUUUCCAUACAUGUUCGACUCGUUCUCAGUUCUGGGCUCCCCUGUUGGAUCUUUUGUUGAGUCCACUGAGACUGAGAGUAGCGACGAGGAUGAGUUUCUCGCUGGAUUGACUCGUCGUCUCGCCUACUCAACGAGUCAGAAACUCACAGUUCAUGCUCUGGACAAAAACGAGAAAAACGGAGCUUUUUCGAGUUCACCAAGGUCUACUCUGAGUGGACUCGGAUGCUGGUCGUCUUCAAGAAAUAAUAGCCCUAAUGGAACUUCUCAGGUUCCCUCUCCACCAACGUCACCGUUUUGUGUCCAAAACGACGCUUGGGAUCUCAUAUAUGCGGCUGCCGGCCAAGUUGCAAGUCUUAAAUUGAGCAAUGAAGUCCCCAAAUACACCAACUUUAACCAUGGAGGUUCCUUAUCCAAACCUCAAACAAAUCAGUUCAAUGGAAAGACAAGUAACUGGCAAGCACCAGUUCAGUAUCAGCAACAUCAGCAGAUUCAUAAUAAAACCAAGAGCAAUGUUGUUGGGGGUAGACCUUUAGGUUUACCCCAAUCUUCAUGGUCACCACUUCGAGUUCAUUCCCAACAAAAACACCCUCCGACUCACCCCGGUUCCGGCAUGAGAGCGAUGUUUCUCACCGGAUCCGGUGGAGUUAAACGAGAUUCUGCCGGUACAGGUGUCUUCAUACCUCGAAGAUACGACACCAGCACCACCAACAACACCAACCCUGAACCUAGAAAGAAACCAGGUUGUCCGACAGUGUUACUGCCUGCAAAGGUCGUCCAAGCACUAAAUCUGAACUUUGACGAACCCAACAACACCAAUGUCCUGCCCCAAUUCAGUCCCGGAUUUGCAUCGAACUAUGAUGCAUUAGUAGCAAGAAGAAAUGCGUUGUUGACACAAGCAAGGAGAAAUUUCAGACAAGAAGGAAGCUUCAACCUUCCUCAAGAAUGGACUUAUUGAAUUCAGAUUAGUGCUUGUUUUCCUGGAAAAACAAAGUUGCAGUAAAAGUAGGGGAUUCAGUAGUUUAUAUAUAUAUAUAUAUUAUAUAUGUAUAAGAAUUCAAGAAUGUGAGUGUAGUUUAGAAAUCAAAUAAGUAUUUUAUGUUAACAAAUCUGUUUUCUUCUUCUUCUGGCAUUCAAGGAGAUUUGAAGAUUGCAGCAGCUUAUGGGGAUUAGCUAUAGGAACAAAAAUGGGGGAAUGGUUCUUUUGUUGUAAUAAAUUUUAUUUUUCGUCUUUUAGGGGGGAUUGUAGAAGGAAAAUCCAUGGCCCUCUUUUGUAAUAUCCCCUUGGGAGUUAAUAUAUAUUUUAUUAUUAGUUCCAUUUGAAAA
This is a messenger RNA of Hibiscus syriacus, 1575 nucleotides long. RefSeq lists its product as uncharacterized. NCBI's taxonomy places the organism in Eukaryota, Viridiplantae, Streptophyta, Magnoliopsida, Malvales, Malvaceae. The coding region runs from base 101 to 1207 and encodes 368 amino acids. The transcript has 4 exons. The record is from RefSeq and is a predicted model, not a curated record.